This is a messenger RNA of Penicillium oxalicum, 540 nucleotides long. Its product is annotated as putative transcription initiation factor TFIID subunit 13. The record is from RefSeq and is a predicted model, not a curated record. NCBI's taxonomy places the organism in Eukaryota, Fungi, Ascomycota, Eurotiomycetes, Eurotiales, Aspergillaceae. Bases 1 to 540 code for a protein of 179 amino acids. The transcript has 2 exons. Gene Ontology annotation, cellular component: transcription factor TFIID complex. Gene Ontology annotation, biological process: RNA polymerase II preinitiation complex assembly; transcription by RNA polymerase II. Gene Ontology annotation, molecular function: protein heterodimerization activity.
AUGGCGGAACCUCGUGCGCGCGCCGCCCGGCACAAGGGUCAAAUGAACUUUGCCUCAGAACUGCGCCUACUCCUUCUCGCCUAUGGCGACCCCAGUCCACACCCAUCAUUCCCCUCGGAACCGCUCCCAGAAACGGUCCGCGUCCUCGACGAAAUUGUGACCGACUUCAUUCUCGAGCUCUGCCAUGGCGCCGCACAAGUGGCGCACCACGCGCGCCGGCAAAAAAUUAAAGUCGACGAUUUCCGAUUCGCUCUCCGACGGGAUCCGAACAAGCUUGGCCGUGUGCAGGAGCUCCUUCGUAUGGAGCGUGAGCUGAAAGAGGCGCGCAAGGCUUUCGAUCAGAAUGAUGAUCAGGUUGCCAAGGAUGCGGGCAAGAAGGGGGCUGCGUCGCCUGAGGAUCCAGAUGGCGCAGAGAGUGUGACGGGGACGGAUAAAACGGGGAAGAAGGCCAAAGGGAAAGGCAAGAGAGCUGCUGCGUCCAGACGGGAAUCUGAUGCGACGGAGGAAUCGGUCUCGAAGAAGCGCAAGACUGUUGGAUGA